AGGCGAGGGGCCGGGGCCGGGGCGCAGCGGACCCUGCGCGCUGGGCUCACCGGCCGAGACCAACUUGUGAUAGGCUUGGGCCCACGCCCUAAGGGGUUAAACGCGUUCUCAUGUUACCCAGCGGCUUAUAAGGAGGGGGAGGCCAAGCCUCCGCCUUAUUGGGAGCCUUUUGGGGUUUAUUCUCUUCCCUUCUAACUUGCCCUGGGUUAGGUACUCCGGGCCGCCAGACGAGGUGCGAGCGGCGGGCUUGGCCCCUACGAGGAUUUCCCGCAUGAAGUUGCCGGCGCGUCACAAGAGCGAAAUGUCAGAGAUUAAGAAUGACCCAAAAGAAAUCAAAGCUUUGUUCCAGAGCCAAUGUUUAUACUCAAGUGCCUGAUGGAGGAUGGGGCUGGGCAGUAGCUGUUUCUUUUUUCUUCGUCGAAGUCUUUACCUAUGGCAUCAUCAAAUCGUUUGGUGUUUUCUUUAACGACUUAAUGGACAGUUUUGAUGAAUCAAAUAGCAAGAUCUCAUGGAUAGUAUCAAUAUGUGUGUUUGUCCUAACAUUUACAGCUCCUCUCAGCACAGUCCUGAGCAACCGUUUUGGACACCGGCUGGUGGUGAUGGUUGGAGGGCUGCUUGUCACCACAGGAAUGGUGAUGGCCUCCUUUUCACAAGCCGUUUACCAUAUGUACAUCACAGUGGGGAUCAUCUCUGGUUUGGGAUACUGCUUUAGCUUUCUGCCAACUGUCACCAUUCUGUCACAGUACUUUGACAGAAGGCGCUCCGUGGUUACUGCAGUUGCUUCUACGGGAGAAUGUUUUGCUGUGUUUGCUUUUGCACCAGCAAUCACGGCUCUGAAGGAGAGCAUCGGCUGGAGAAACAGCCUCCUCUUUGUGGGCCUGCUACAGUUAAACAUUGUCGUCUGUGGGUCGCUGCUAAGACCGAUUAUUAUCAGAGCGCCAGGGUCACCAAAAACCACCACCCAGGAAAAUCGGAAAGAAGUGCAAUAUAUGCUUGAAAAUGAGAAAACACGCACCUCAAUCGACUCCAUUGACUCAGGAGUAGAACUAACUACCUCACCUAAAAAUGUGCCUAGUCAGAUGAACGUGGAACUGGAGCCCAAGGCUGACAUACAACAGAACCUGGUGAACACCAACUCCAGGCAAAGCUGUAAGAAAGUCCCGCUAUUAGACUUCUCGAUUCUGAAAGAGAAAAGUUUUAUUUGUUAUGCAUUAUUUGGUCUGUUUGCUACACUGGGAUUCUUUGCACCUCCCUUGUACAUUAUUCCUUUGGGCAUCAGUCUGGGCAUCGAUCAGGAUCGCUCUGCUUUCUUAUUAUCAGCAAUGGCAAUUGCUGAAGUUUUUGGAAGAAUCGGAGCUGGCUUGGUCCUCAACAAAGAGCCCAUUCGGAAGAUCUACAUUGAGCUCAUCUGUGUCAUCUUAUUGACUGUGUCUCUGUUCGCCUUUACUUUUGCUACUGAAUUCUGGGGACUUAUGUCCUGUAGCAUAUUUUUUGGUUUUAUGGUGGGAACAGUAGGAGGUACCCACAUUCCACUGCUGGCUGAAGAGGAUGUAGUGGGUAUUGAGAGGAUGUCUUCUGCAGCUGGAGUCUAUGUCUUCAUUCAGAGCAUAUCAGGACUGGCUGGACCACCCCUUGCAGGUCUGCUGGUGGACCAAAGCAAAAUAUACAGCAGAGCCUUCUACUCCUGUGCUGCAGGGAUGACCAUGGCAGCCAUGUGCCUCGCACUUGUGAGACCCUGUAAAAAGGGACUGUGCCAGCGGCGGCAUUCAGAGGAAACAAAGGCAGAGAUUCAUCACAGAAAAGCUUUACAGGACAUCCCUGAAGACUUCCUUGAAAUGGAUCUUGGAAAAAAUGAGCAUCGAGUUCAUAUGCAAACAGAGCCUGUAUGACUUGCUUUCCUGUAACAUCAGCUGCCAUGUUGGCUGGUGAAGGGUGGGGAGUGGAGGGUGGCGUGGGAGGGAGCAGGGAAGGAGAGGAGCUAACCACUCUACUCCACUAUCAAAAUACAUUUUCAAGGGAAAGUCUAUGUGAACAGCACUAUCAACAUCCUUUUUUCCUUUUUAAGUUUGCCUUUUUGCUUAUUUUUCAAAGCCAAAACAAAAACAACCAAACACUCUUCCAUGUAUAAAUCUGGCUCUAUUCAGUAGCAGUACAAAAAUACACACAGAAGGACUCUUUGGUUCACGUUCUGGUUUUAAAAUAGUGAUAUGAAUUGGUAAAGUGGUUUAAGAAUUCUCACAGGUGAUCAACUACUAUCUUAUAAAAUGCCGUCUAGCCCAGGUCACCGAAAUGAAAUUGGCCGUUCCAAAACAAUCGUAAGAUCAUUUUUUUUAAUGGCUAAUUUUCAAAAAUAUACAUUUUUAAAUAUCCCUUGGCAAACACUGAAGUUGCCAUUUGAAAAUUAUGGCCUCUUCGUUUUCCAAAUACUUCAUGGACAUGAAACACGGUUUAAGACCAAACGUUUGCCUAAUGAACAGAAAUUCAAGAAAUCUGUAGAACUUGAACUUCAUAAAUGUGAAGAUGACCACUUUUUUUAUGGCCAGUCAUUACCACAAGUAUUUCAAUACAGAAUACACAGAGUGGCGUUCAAAAAUGUGUUUCCUGUUGCUUUAAUUAUUCAGCAAUAUGUGAUUAUAGUACCUUUAAUUUAAACCACUAUUUAUUAUUAAGUUAUUCUAGGAUGAGUAAUCAAAAGAUGUAAAAUCUGAGACAUAAUCAGCAUUUUUACCUCCUUUCUGCAAUCCUUUAAAUGCCUCAAAGAAUACUUCUACUCUUGUAAAGUUACUCUCAUAAAAGGGCCAAGUUCGAAUGAUUCUUCUAUUUGAUUAAAGGCAACGUGUGCUAUUUAAAGGGGGCAAGAAUGAAUAGCAAGUCGCCUUAGCUUUUUAAAGUAAUUUUAUUUCAUCACCUGAGAACACUUGAGGAUCUUCUUUGAUCAGAACCGUAUUUCAUUGAAUUGUUGAAGCAUUUCCGAUUUUAAAAAAAUGAGAAAUGUUUCAACAAUUCUGAUCAAAGGAGAUCCUCAAGUGUUCUUUAAAAACAUCAAACUGUUAAAGCAUUUCUAUAUUUCACGUGGGGUAGCAGAGACAUUUAUUUUACCAUCGUGCGCUAGAAGUUCCGAUUCCAUCUUACAGCAGACGUCACGUGACUGUACUAAGCUGCCAUAGGUAUUGGUCGUUGGGUUUUUUUGGAGUUACACUACAUGUAUAGUCUUUCUCGUUUUAACAUUUUUUUGUAAAGAGGGCAAAUUUAAGGAGAACAGGUGGGCUACUUGCUGAUUUCUCCUCUCACCCUACAGUUGUGGUUAGUGCUCGCUGCCUGUCUUUAUUCAUCUUCACUGUUACUUUGUGACAACUCAGGGGGAAAAAAAUAACAGCCUAGUUUGGUUACAGGUAUUUCUCUGCACUGAAAUGAAAGUGACAUAGUUCAUCACCACCCGCUACAUUUUGUACAGCAUUUUAUCAGCCAUAGAAAUAGGACAAUCUGUAAGACUCUGGGGGGCGAGGGGGGAGAUGACAAAGUGUCAGGAACACACAGGCACACCUAAAGCACGGUGGAUGUAGCAAUUCUUCUGUCACUGCUUGAGAAGGACUUUGAGCUCGUGGCAGUUCUGCAGACUUACAUGACUUCAGCACUUUACAACAUGUUUUUUUUACUAUGAAUGUUCAAAUACAAUUUAAUAUUUAUAACUGAUUUUUGAGGGAUCUGCUCUAUGUUCAUUCUGUUAACUGCAUGGAAAAAACCAAAACGUAUGCCAAUUUCAGUAUGCCAGUAAUCCAGGUUUUACAUGUUGGGAAGAAAACAAAAAACAGGAUAGCUGAUUUGUUCUGUGUUAGUGACUUUCUGGUACUUGUAGAUUCGCAAUAAACUUAUGGCUUUUUUAUUUAAAGAGACUGAUUUCUUCUGCUAUAAAGUUGGUUUUUGUUUUUGUUUUAACUGAAUUAUAAUCUUAUCAACAUUCAUUGUUUGGUCCAGUAAAAGUUAAAAGAAGUUCAAGGAUGAUUCGUAACUCUUCUCCUCUGCAAAAUCUUUUAGCUCUACUAGAAACAUACACAGGAGCCCUGGUGGCACAGUGGUUAAGCACUCAGCCGUUAACUGAAAAGUCAGUGGUUUGAACCCACCAGCUGCUCAGAGGGAGAAAGAUGUGGCAGUCUGCUUCGGGAAAGAUUACAGCCUCGGAAACCCUACAGGGCAUUUCCACUUGUCAGAAUCAACUCGAUGGCAAUGGUUUUUGGGUUUUUUUUAGAGACACAUAAAAGUGCUUGUGGAAUUAUUUCUUAAUGAGAAAUACAUGAAUGAAAUGGUAUCAUAGUAGCCACAGAGAGUAACAGGCUAGGCCUAUCAAAAGUAGUAAGCGC
Loxodonta africana (African savanna elephant) is the source of this 4358-nucleotide messenger RNA. RefSeq names its product solute carrier family 16 member 6 (gene SLC16A6). The coding region runs from base 318 to 1889 and encodes 523 amino acids. Gene Ontology annotation, cellular component: plasma membrane. Gene Ontology annotation, biological process: monocarboxylic acid transport; transmembrane transport. Lineage: Eukaryota; Metazoa; Chordata; Mammalia; Proboscidea; Elephantidae. Gene Ontology annotation, molecular function: monocarboxylic acid transmembrane transporter activity. The transcript is spliced from 7 exons. The record is from RefSeq and is a predicted model, not a curated record.